AUGGUCUCAGGCGAUACGUUGGCUCCUCGAGCCUCAGUCAACCACGGAGAGCCACGCCUCGAUGGUUACGUGCAAGGCUCGGGGUCUAUCUCAAGAGAAGCACUCCAGGCCAUGUCCAGAGGCAGUCUCAAGCGGUAUUUGACUUACAGCUCCGAUGACCAUAAUACCCGCGUUCUCCAUGUUCAAGAACUGUGGUUCGCACUCCUCGCGACGUUGCGAGACUCCUCUCUCAUCGAUGGUCAUAUGACCGCAGUAUGCAAUGCUGUGUGUGUUUUCCUUCAGUCUGCAAGCUCAUCACCAAUUGAACCAGUCCGGAGAUUUGCAUUGUCAAUUGAGAUAUGGGUGGCAGUUUUUGAUGCCCUACUCGACAAGUUUAAUACCAGCAAGCCGAAGCCAAUACGGCAGGUUCUGAAUACACUAAUAAAGAUUUUGAUGAAUCAUGAAGAUCGAGCCAAAGCGCAACUCGUGCAGGAUGGUGUGCUCUCCAGAAUGGCGAGUAUAGUAUUUCUAGGCAAGCCUGUCUCCCAAUUCAAGGCGAGUAUGGUCAUUUUCGAGGCUUUUGUGAGAACAGAUAUACCAGUACCGAGGGUUUUGUUUGCCAUUGGAAGAAGUCAUGGUUCGAAUUCUGACCAGUGGCAUUACCGCUUGAGGCGACAGAGGAUUACUCCUGUCAAAGUACGCUCGCCGUUGAAUAGCGAUAUCAUUGACGAGAGCAUCUCAGACUUCAGUUUCUCCAUCAUCCUCGCUGUUGCGGAUAGUAAUGCACAAGCUACUGCCGGAACCUUCUUCGCCAGUUUAAUGUCAAUAUUGACUAGCUACGGCAUUUCCAUGGAUUCCCUAUGGGUUGAGUGCAUCGUACUCAUCUUGAACCGCUAUCCGCAAGCUAUAGACGCAUUCAAGAACUAUCUUUUGCCAUCGCUUCUUAGGCUAUACCCGAACCAGUAUCUGGACCUACUCAAUAAGAUGGCCAGUAAUAUGGUUGGUCCAGCAAUGUUUGAGAAUAUUUUGACCGUCCUUCUUCUAGGCUGUGAUGCGGGCUUGUUGUCAGAAGAAGAAACCAUGAGCUUCUUGUACAAAAGUCUGACGAAGAGUCAAAAGCCGCGAUUGAAGCAACUCAGAGACAACAGAGUCAUAACAGAUGGAGGUAUUGUUUUACUAACGCAUGCGUCCAUUAAUGUUCGGAUACGAACGUUUGAGUUUCUCAUAUGUUGCACCACACCAAUUCGGAGCUCUGCUCUUCGACUUUUGUCGAAGCAUUUCGAGUUCUUGUAUGGUGAUGCGGACCCGGGUAAUCGCGGAGAGCUGAGCAGCAUCACAAAGGUCAUGAUCCAUCGGCUGAGAAUGGGGAGCGCGUCCCUCGUGAGAAAUAUUGCAAAGCCCGAUAUCUCAAAUCAACAACGCACUGAGUACGUGGAUGAGCUUAAGGAGCACGAGGACUUUCUUGAUUGCUUUCUUGCCUUUCUUGAACGCGAAUUAGGUCCUAACUGCUCUUUCCCGCGGCACAUCUCUGCUUUGAAAGCACUACAAAUGCUAGCCGAAUCAGGACUUGACCCAUUAAUCCCGCUAACAGUCGUGUCGAGGUCCACUCAAGAUCUUCCGCAUUGGCCUAUAAAGAAGUCUCUACAUUCUCGAAGUAUGGAGUUAGCUCUAUGGCCCCUAAUGCUUAACCCGUUUGAAGAGGUUAGGCAUACAACCGCUCUUGUUCUUAAGCUGGUCAUCAGUCAUGCUGAACCUGCGGUACGAUCUCAUGAGCACAGCUCGAACAAUCGAGAAUUUAAAAUACCUGCCGAUAGUGCAUCCUCGGCGCUGACCACAAUCAAGGGGCAAGAUCAGUCGCCCCUAUGUGAAGAGCUUACCAAACUAGUCGGACAAGCGAGCAAAUUAGCAGCUUCAACCAACCGCGCCGACCAUGCUGAUGGCGUGGGCCGGUCGCUAGCACUUCAAUACCACUUUGCACAAAAUCGUUCAGCCAUGGUAUGUGCCUUGGUAGAAAGCUUAGAGGAAGCCUUGGACAUGUCUCGCGGUUAUGAUUCGCUUCCAGAAACAGACUUCUCCGUCCAUGGCUACCUGCUAGGACUGAAAUACAUAAUUGAAAACUCUGGCUUUCACAAGAGAUCUGCAUCUGAUCUAAUGUUGAAGGAGACCGACAUUGCUUUGUCUCGUCUACUUCAAUUGUGCCGUAGCAUCUGGCACGCAGUUCGUACCGGCCUCUGCGUCGAUUCUCCAGGAACGCGUCGUGAGGCGGACACGACAGGCCCAUUUGACGGGCCAAAAGACUUCCUCUCAUACUCCUGGAGAGUGCUUCGAGACAGUAAUUUCCUCAUCCAAGCAAUACUGUCGCACCUUGGCCCGCAAGUGGACCAGACUGAUGCAGAUGAUGGACCCCUGGAACAGCUUCGGCGGAUUCAUACACUUUGCUCCGAGCAGCUUACUUCCCUUCGACACCGGGGCGCUUUCUCAACUGUAGCGCAAACGUUCGCUCUUUGCUGUGAGCAAUUUCCUUCUGUACCCGGCCUAAGAGCUGAGUUUAAUAAGUGGUCUCAGGACGCUUUCCACAUCCUGGAAGACCAGUCGUCAAAACUGACGCGACGGUCGGCUGGAAUACCUGCUAUCAUGGCCUGUAUUCUGCUUCCGAGCACUUUGUACGAAUUCAAUGGCGUAACAGAGACAUUAGCUUCUCUUGCCCGGUCAAAAAAGUCUCUCCCCAAUUCUUCUACAGAUGAACAACAAACCCGCUUGCCACAAGUCCAUGCUCUGAAUUGUCUUCGGGAAAUAUUUACAAACUCCAGGUUCAGGGAAUGGACAAUCUGUUGGCUGGUCGAUGUGCUGGAUCUUGCUGCGUCGAGCCUGAAUAGUGACAUCUGGGCUAUCCGUAACUGUGGGCUGAUGCUAUUCCGAGCUUGUGCAAGUCGCAUCGGAACGACAGAUGAUGUGGGUGAUGUUUCCUUUUGUGGAACAGCCUCACAAAGUCAAUCAGAAGCCGUGCUUAGCAUUUCUUUGAAGCUUUUACGGUCAGGGCGGCAGACUAGUAUCGAUUCUCCUGAGCUAGUUUUUGCUGGGCUCGACCUUAUGAGCCGCAUCAUUGUUUCUGGAAAUGUUCGAUCUCAAGCAAGGGAGCACAUCCUUCUACAGCUGGGAAGCCCCAUCUGGAUGGUUCGAGAACAUGCUGCACGUCUGUAUGCAUCCCAAUUGCCGGAAGCAGAAGUGUUGGAGGCUGUUACACACUUCAUUCACGCAAUGGAUAUGAGCGACCAGAACAAGUGUCACGGUAUCCUUCUCUGUUCACGCGAGCUUCUCAGAAAGCAUCUGACUGCCUCACUGCCAUUCCAGGAGACCAACUACCUUGCGCUGAAGCAGUCUCUAGAAGACCAUAUGUCCAAACUUGAGCAAUAUGCUGCACCAGCCGUACAGUCCGCAUUUUUCGACUUAGUCAACGACUACAUUAGUUUACGAGGCCGCGUAGCAAGUCAGCCUCAGACAUGGCCCGAGUAUUUCAACUGGACACACCAAUGCCAGCCAUAUUAUCAAGGCAAAUCACAGGUUGUGGCUGGAAGACCAUUCGAGUCUCAGCUUACUUCUUCGUCAGCGUUGAACUCUUGUCUCAUGGUCUUUACUGAGGUCAAAGGGCGUGCUCAGACUUUGAGCCAAACUUUUCAAGAAGUGGCCGCCUAUGAUCCUGACGCCGCUGCAUCUCUUCUGCGGGCCAUUAAAGACCAAGAUCUAUCUGAUUGGCCUAGUUUGCAGAUGCUGGUUGACUUGUACAUCGCAAUCGUUCGAGAUCAGUGGGAUGAAGUCAUCACAGCAGCAGCCAUGUCCGGACUCUCUUUCUGCCUCGAAAACGUUCAUGAGAACAAGCCGUUGUUCAUCGACAAGGACGAUCUAGAGAGGCUGUUCGAAUGCUUCGUAAGUUUGCCACGUACUGGAGGGAGGAAUCUAUUCAACGCCAAAAUCAGAUGUUUAGGCAGCGUCCUCGAAUAUAAAUCAAGAGAAAUGCUGUCACUCUGGGAGCAGCAUUCGGUUGUACCACUUAGCCUGUGGACCAGAAUGUUGAGCGAUGCCGCCAAGGAUUACACAGAAGCACCAACGAGAUUAAACGCUGCGAAGUCCCUCCAUUCGUUCAGGCGCUGUUUCCUACAAGACUGCGACAGAACCGGGGCACGCAAGAAGCACACAUUGUACUCAAUUAUGUAUAACUUGCUCAUCGACGAUGAUGAGGAAAUUCGAGACAUAGCAGCUUCUACGGUUUCAUUCAUCCUCGGGUCGGGUGCUGCUGGCGAUCAGUUGCAGCUGUGUCCACUUGUGGCUUGCCAUAAGUUUUCUAGCUUCAUAGAGGAAGCUUUCACAAGCCACAAAGAAUUUCACAUAGCAGCUUUGAGUCGGAUUAUGUUUCCCAUUUUAAUGGAGCUUGACGGUCUGGAAGAUGCAUUUGCGAACCUUGCCUUCCGUUACUCUGUCAAAAGCCAACUGGAUCUCGCCUGUCACGAGUCUCAUGAUCUGUUUGAAGAAGAAAGGCAGAACCUGUAUGUGGACGAGAUUCGCGAAAUCGACAUCUGGUAUUCAGCUCUUGGCAAGGUCUCACAUACAUGGCUUGAUGAGGAUGUAAGACUUCUGGUGGGAGAUUGGGCACUUGAAGGGCUUCGUGAGCUUACGUCUGCUUUGCCGAGCCUCCGUUUUGGACCACUUGGGAUCUUGUCAAAGCUCGAGUUUAUUGCCUUGUUCUGGCGCGUUAUCAGACUUGCUGAGCUGUCACUUCAGUGGGACUAUAAUUGCAGCUGGAGUAUGGAAUCUCCCAAGGAAUCGCCCUAUCUCAUGGAGAUGGCACGUUUGCUAUCAGCUACAAUGGAGUAUCAGGUACAUCCGCAGGCGCAAAAAGCACUUGAAGACAGCUUUCGGCGAGGCCAAAUUGAAUCUGAGCGGUUGCAAAAAAUUUGA
This is a messenger RNA of Endocarpon pusillum Z07020, 4932 nucleotides long. RefSeq lists its product as uncharacterized. Gene Ontology annotation, cellular component: cytosol. Gene Ontology annotation, biological process: tRNA methylation. The coding region runs from base 1 to 4932 and encodes 1643 amino acids. The transcript is spliced from 3 exons. The record is from RefSeq and is a predicted model, not a curated record. Lineage: Eukaryota; Fungi; Ascomycota; Eurotiomycetes; Verrucariales; Verrucariaceae.